Molecule: messenger RNA, 1105 nt
Organism: Gadus chalcogrammus (walleye pollock)
Lineage: Eukaryota; Metazoa; Chordata; Actinopteri; Gadiformes; Gadidae
Exons: 6
Coding region: 167-1105 (312 amino acids)
Source: RefSeq, a predicted model, not a curated record
AUAAGGUAUUGGCCCUGUUAGUUCGGCUGCGGUGAAUAUAAAGUUUGCUCAGCGGUUGCACAACUUCCACUUUUGCGAUGAUAUGCAUCACUCAUAUAGGCUGGGGUGAGUGUUCCUGUGAACAGACUCAAGUCCUGGACUCCACUGAGACAACACUGAGGUCGAGAUGCUCAACAUGGGGGCUGUGCUGCUGUUACUAAUUGGUGUGACGGAUGGUGUGAAGACCUUCUGCAACGCCACACAGCCACACAUCACGACCCAGUGCUUUGGCUCUCUGGGAGGAACCGUGGAGGUCCUGCUGCCUACUAAGACCUCACAAAAUGAUACCUACCUACUGAAGAAGAACAAUGUCCCGACUUUAUCAGAACGCAUUCAGACAAACAUUCGAUAUUCAUUUAAUGUUAGUACUGGAAUAUUUACUAUAAAGGACAUCGACAGGACAGACAAUGGUGAAUACUCAAUAGAAGUACAUGACACAACUGGAAAGCUAGUAGCAUCUACAAAAUGUUAUUUAACUAUUGAAGCCCCGGUCUCCUCUCCCCUCCUGUCCCGGGAGUGUCUGUCCCGAGGACAGCAGAGGGUGUCCUGCUCUGCCGGGGGGGACGGACUCCACUACAGCUGGAGUCUAGACGGACUCCCGCUGAACGGCACGCGUCUCCCCCCCGGACCCGGUAACGCUAGUGACGUCACUCUGGAGGUGGGCCGGUCGGGACUGGUCACCUGCUCGGUCCGCAACAACGUGAGCCACGCCGCGGCUAACAUCACCUUGUCUGUGUGUGACGUUUACGUCCUUAUAAUAGCUGGUUCCCUGUCAGCGAUGGCUCUGCUCCUGAUAGUAGUGUUGGGAGUCUACUGUGCAAAAAAGAACAAAACCUCAAAAGACACCACAGAGGCGGAAGAUGUAACCUACGCAGACAUCUCUGUGCUCCAGCGUCAGGGGCAGCGGAGAGAGCAGGGGGAGGGGGAGGUGGAGUACGGGCAGGUCAAGGUGGCUCCAGGCCCCAGGCGGACGCUGGAGACCAAUGUGGAUGAGUGUGUGUACGCUCAGCCCCGGAGGACGAGGACCUUCAAGAUAGGAGCAUUUACUGCACACUUCAGACUUUGA